AUGGCCAACCUCGAGCAUACCUUCAUUGCCAUCAAGCCAGAUGGCAUGCAGCGCGGCCUGGUGGGCGAGAUCAUCAAGCGCUUCGAGCACAAGGGGUUCCACCUGGUGGCGAUGAAGUUCCUUCGGGCUUCUGAGGAACACCUGAAGCAGCACUACAUUGACCUGAAAGACCGUCCUUUCUUCCCAGGGCUGGUGAAGUACAUGAACUCCGGGCCCGUGGUGGCCAUGGUCUGGGAGGGGCUCAAUGUGGUGAAGACAGGCCGAAUGAUGCUGGGAGAGACCAAUCCAGCUGACUCUAAGCCAGGCACCAUUCGAGGGGAUUUUUGCAUUCAAGUUGGCAGGAACAUCAUUCAUGGCAGUGAUUCAGUCCAAAGUGCAGAGAAGGAGAUCAGUCUAUGGUUUAAGCCUGAAGAACUGGUUGACUAA
Molecule: messenger RNA, 426 nt
Organism: Microtus oregoni (creeping vole)
Lineage: Eukaryota; Metazoa; Chordata; Mammalia; Rodentia; Cricetidae
Product: nucleoside diphosphate kinase B-like
Exons: 1
Coding region: 1-426 (141 amino acids)
Biological process (GO): regulation of apoptotic process; UTP biosynthetic process; CTP biosynthetic process
Molecular function (GO): nucleoside diphosphate kinase activity
Source: RefSeq, a predicted model, not a curated record